Messenger RNA from Colletotrichum karsti, 1686 nucleotides. RefSeq names its product MFS maltose permease. The coding region runs from base 1 to 1686 and encodes 561 amino acids. Gene Ontology annotation, biological process: transmembrane transport; carbohydrate transport. Lineage: Eukaryota; Fungi; Ascomycota; Sordariomycetes; Glomerellales; Glomerellaceae. Gene Ontology annotation, molecular function: carbohydrate:proton symporter activity. Gene Ontology annotation, cellular component: membrane. The record is from RefSeq and is a predicted model, not a curated record. The transcript has 2 exons.
AUGAUCGACUCCAAAUCAACAUCGCCCGAGGCGCUUGCCUCCCUCGACCUCGAGGCCACCAGUCGAGAGUCCGACGCCAAAAGAGUCAACCCCAUCUCAGGAGCCGAGGCGGCGACCGAGGCGGAACUCAACAUGGGUUUGUUGCAAUCCAUCAAGCUGUACCCGCAAGCCAUCUUCUGGUCCAUGUUUUUCAGUACCGCUGUCAUCAUGGAAGGCUUUGACAAGACUCUUCUGAACAACCUCUACGCCUACCCGGUCUUCCAGAGGAGGUUUGGCGAGCUCCAGCCCGACGGCUCCUACCAGCUUACCUCGGCCUGGCAGUCCGGCCUCAGCAACGGCGCUCUGGUCGGCGAGAUCUGUGGUCUCUUCCUCAACGGUAUUAUCGCUGACAAGUUCGGUUACCGCAAGACCAUGAUCGGUGGUCUGAUCGCUGUAACAUGCUUUGUCUUCAUCCUGUUCUUCGCCCCGAACCUGCCUGUGCUGUUGGUAGGAGAGAUUCUCAUUGGUGUUCCAUGGGGCAUCUUCCAGACCUUGACUGUCACCUACGCCUCCGAAGUUUGCCCUACCCAUCUGCGAGCCUACCUGACCACCUACGUCAAUCUCUGCUGGGUCAUUGGCCAACUGAUUGCCAGCGGUGUUCUCCGCGCCAUGGUCGAUCGCACAGACGAAUGGGGAUACAGGAUUCCGUUUGCCCUGCAGUGGAUGUGGCCAGUUCCCCUCAUCAUUGGCAUCUUCUUCGCCCCCGAGUCCCCCUGGUGGCUUGUACGCAAGGAGCGUCUCGAAGAUGCUAGGGAAGCGGUCCUCCGUCUGACCUCGAGCAACGUCAUGCAACGUGGAGGCUUCAACCCCGACGAGUACAUCGCCAUGCUGGUCAAGACCAACGAGACGGAGAAGGAAAUAAACGCCGGGACGACCUACGCCGACUGCUUCAAGGGCACUGAUCUCCGCCGAACCGAAAUCGUCUGCGGUACCUGGGCCGUCCAAACACUUUGCGGCUCGACCUUCAUGGGCUUCUCGACCUACUUCUUCCAGCAGGCCGGUAUGGCGGUGGAGAACUCUUUCAACAUGUCCUUGGGCCAGUACUCCAUCGGCUUCGUUGGAACCGUCCUGUCAUGGGUCCUCAUGAAGCACUUCGGCCGUCGCACGCUUUACCUGACCGGGCAGCUCACCAUGUGCCUGACCCUGCUCACCAUCGGCUUCACCUCGCUCGCGGGACGCAGCAACGUCGGCGCCCAGUGGGCGAUCGGCAGCUUGCUUCUCGUGUACACCUUCUUCUACGACUGCACCGUCGGACCCGUGUGCUACUCUCUCGUCUCCGAGCUCAGCUCCACGCGCCUCAAGACCAAGACGGUGGUGCUCGCGAGAAACCUGUACAACAUCACGGGCAUCGUGACCAACAUCCUCACGCCCAACAUGCUGAACCCGUCGGCGUGGAACUGGGGUGCCAAGGCCGGGUUCUUCUGGGCGGCCACCUGUUUCUUGUGUUUCGUGUGGACAUAUUUCCGCCUGCCGGAACCCAAGGACAGGACAUACCUCGACCUCGAUGUCCUCUUUGAGAGGGGCGUGUCGGCGAGGAAAUUUAGCAAGACAUCGGUCAGCAGUUUGAGAGAUGAGCACGUUGAGUCGUCUGUGAAUUCCGUCAAGGAACAUGGGGUGACUCAGAUUGAGAAAAGGUUGACCUCAUGA